GAGUGCGAUCUCAAACAUCAGUCCGUACAAUUACUCCGCCUGUAAUAACGAUAACUUCCUUAUCUACUACAUACAUUACUCCGACAACAAAACCUACACAAACCGCUGCUCCGAACAAUAAUAGUUCGAAUUCUGAUGGUACUACUAUAAAUAUUGCUAUAGUCAUAGCGGCUGUAAUGGUCGGAGCAGUAUCAACAGCGGGGAUAAUUUUAUUAAUUAGAAAAUAUAUUAAAAAGAAUAAGGGUCGGAGAGGUAGUUUUGAUGAUGAUUUUAAUAUACAAAUCAAGAAUGAAGAUAAUGAUCUUGCACAUGAUGUCGAUAUUGGUGGUUCUAGUAGUGAAAAUUAUGGAAUUUCUAACAGUCAACCAGGACUAAAUGCUAAGGGAACAGGAAGUGGAAAUUAUGGAAUUUCUAACAGUCAGCAAGUAUCAAGUUUUACGAGAACUGGAGCCGAUUAUUAUGGAAUUUCUAACAGUCAACAAGGAGUAAGUUACGGAUUUCCUAGCCAUCAAGGCCCAAACCCCAUGACGCCUAGUACUGGGUAUUACGGAAUUCCUGGAAACGGUCAAGGUUUAAAUGCUCCAGUAACUGGAGUUGGGCAUUAUGGAGUCCCCAAUUAUCAUCCACGUUCAAAUGUAAUAGCAACUGGAGAUGGACACUACGGAAUUACAGGUCAUCAUCAAACAAUGGGAUCUGGCAAUGGUUGGAAUAACGGAAUGCCUAGUCACCAAUCUCAUGGUUCUCACGCGCCCCUUCAUGUCGUCCCUAAUGCUUUCCCUAAUCCCUCAUCGCGUCCCGUCAAUUAUGAUGCAUCCUAUCAGUUUGAUAAUUCUUCUCGUAAUUGA
Molecule: messenger RNA, 845 nt
Organism: Acaulospora morrowiae
Lineage: Eukaryota; Fungi; Glomeromycota; Glomeromycetes; Diversisporales; Acaulosporaceae
Source: the annotation of a GenBank genome assembly